This is a messenger RNA of Guillardia theta CCMP2712, 675 nucleotides long. RefSeq lists its product as hypothetical. NCBI's taxonomy places the organism in Eukaryota, Cryptophyceae, Pyrenomonadales, Geminigeraceae. The transcript has 4 exons. Bases 1 to 675 code for a protein of 224 amino acids. The record is from RefSeq and is a predicted model, not a curated record.
AUGAACGGCCCCAUCCUCGACGCCUCCUCCUCCUCGCCAUCCAACCCUCCUCCUGAUGGCGACAAACUCUUCUCUGCUCCGGCAUCUAGGAACGUAUCCCCCAUCCUGGACGUCAUGAAGACUCUGGUCCCCCAGGGGGAAGGCAAGGUGCUGGCAGUUGCUGAGGGCAGCGGGCAGCACGUGUCUUGCUUCGCCAAGAACCUUCCCCUCCUCAAGUUCGUUGCGACUGACCUCGACAGCAAGGCAGUUGCCUCCAUCCGCGCCUACGUGAAGGAGGAGGGAGUGAGCAACGUGCUUGCGAUCGAGCAGCUGGAUAUGACGGCUGUCCCUCACUGGGAGGAGAAGUCCUGGGCCUCCUCCUCCUCCUUCGACCUCGUCUAUGCCGUCAACCUCACCCACAUCUCACCCUGGGCUGCGUCCCUGGGGCUGCUGGCUACUGCUGCUCGUCUGCUGCGAGAGGGAGGCGUGCUGAUGAUCUACGGGCCGUUCAAGGUGGACGGCAAGUGCACGACUGAGAGCAACGAGGAGUUCGACAAGAAGCUAAGGAGUCAGAACUCUGAGUGGGGCUACAGGGACAUCGACGAUCUCAAGGCUGCUGGCUCGGAAAGAGGUCUUAAGUUUGUCAGGGCAGAGAGCAUGCCGGCAAACAACUUCAUCCUCAUCUUCAACAAGUGA